Messenger RNA from Zootoca vivipara (common lizard), 1611 nucleotides. Its product is annotated as sphingolipid delta(4)-desaturase/C4-monooxygenase DES2. The record is from RefSeq and is a predicted model, not a curated record. Gene Ontology annotation, molecular function: sphingolipid delta-4 desaturase activity. Gene Ontology annotation, cellular component: membrane. Lineage: Eukaryota; Metazoa; Chordata; Lepidosauria; Squamata; Lacertidae. Gene Ontology annotation, biological process: ceramide biosynthetic process; sphinganine metabolic process.
CCCCAAGAGACUCUCCAUAAAAGCGGGGAGAGUCUUCUUGAGUCAGGCUCAGAGAGGUCCUCCCCAUGGGCAACACCGGGAGCAGAGAUGACUUCGAGUGGGUCUACACGGAGCAGCCCCACACAAGCAGAAGGAAGGAGAUCCUAGCCAAGUACCCGGAGAUCAAGAAGCUGAUGGGCCCCGAUCCCAACAUGAAGUGGGUGGUGACCCUCAUGGUCCUGACUCAGAUUCUCGCCUGCUACCUGGUGAAGGGCUUGCCUUGGAAGUGGGUCUUCUUCUGGGCCUACGCCUUCGGGGGCUGCCUCAACCACUCGAUGACGCUGGCCAUCCACGACAUCGCCCACAACGUGCCUUUCGGCAACAAGAGGGCCAAGUGGAACCGCUUCUUUGGCAUGUUCGCCAACCUGCCCAUCGGCUUCCCCUAUGCCACCUCCUUCAAGAAGUACCACGUCGACCACCACCGCUUCCUGGCCAUGGAAGGGCUGGACGUCGACGUCCCCACCGAGUUUGAGGGGCACUUCUUCAACACCCCGCUGAGGAAGGUCCUCUGGCUCUUCCUGCAGCCUCUCUUCUACGUCCUGCGGCCGCUCUGCAUCAACCCCAAGCCUCUCUCCAAGAUGGAGGUCAUUAACUUGGCUGUCCAAAUGGGCUACAACCUCCUCAUAUACAGCUUAUGGGGAUCCAAGCCCCUGGUCUACAUGGUGGCCGGUUCCUUCUUGGCCAUGGGCCUCCACCCCUUCGCUGGGCACUUCAUCGCUGAGCAUUACAUGUAUGCCAAGGGUUACGACACUGUCUCCUACUACGGGCCCCUGAACUGGGUCACCUUCAACGUGGGUUACCACAUGGAACACCACGACUUCCCCAGCAUCCCAGGAAGCAGGUUGCCACUGGUGAGGAAAAUCGCCCCGGAGUAUUACGACAACCUUCCCUACCACAACUCCUGGAUCCUUGUGCUUUGGGAUUUUGUUUUCAAAAGGGAGCUGGGGCUCUUUUCCCGCGUGAAGAGGACCUACAAGGGGAACAAGACCUUAUGAAGCUGGAGGGAACUGGUGGCAUGCCUUCCUCCCUCCCACCCAUACUUCCAACACCUCCACUCCUCCCCCACCCUCUCAUGAAGGGGGAUGGGGGGGUGAUGAGUAGAGUCGCUGAAGGCUGUUCUCAAAAGCAAACUUAACAAAGAACAUCAGAAGAGCCUGCUGGAUCAGGCCAAUGGUCCAUCUACUCCACUAUUCCACCCUGUUCUCACAGCGGCCAAGCAGGUGCCUGUUCUGCCCCAUAAUUCCUGCAGUUUCCAACUACUGGUGUACAGAAAUAUUUCUGCCUCUGAUUGUGGAGGCAGAGCAUUGCGGCCAGUUGCCAUCGAUGGCCCUCUUCUGCCCCUCCUCUCCCUCCGUGAAUUUGUCUAAUCCUCUUUUAAACCCACCCAAGAUGGUGGCCACCACUGCCUCCUGUGGCAGGGAGUUCCGCGGUUUAACUCUGCAGUGCGUGAAGCGCUGCUUCCUUUCAUGUGUUCUGAAUCUUGCAACUGAAGCUUCGUUGGGUGUCCACGAGUUCCAAGUGCUGGGAGGAGUCAGAGAGAUUCCUAGACACAAUAAAUUGAUCUGAAACAUA